Messenger RNA from Striga asiatica, 615 nucleotides. The record is from the annotation of a GenBank genome assembly. Lineage: Eukaryota; Viridiplantae; Streptophyta; Magnoliopsida; Lamiales; Orobanchaceae.
AUGUUGGAGGGGCCGAUGGUCCUGGCUCUUACGUCGCCAACGACUGCAUCGUUGCUGAAGAAGGUGCAAGAUUCGAGCAAUUUGCAAGAAGACCCCGCCAUCGACGCCAACCUCCACCAGCCCUGCCGCAACCGCGAACACACCCGCAGCCGCAAAGCCACAUCACUGCCGCACAGCCACUGUCUGCAAUUAUCACCUCCGCCAUCUAGCCUCUCAAUCCAACACCAGCGUCGUCGUCAAUCUUCGUCUUGGAUGCCGUCAGCGCCGUCCAUCUCCUCUAUGUGUGCCGCCAUAGAUUUCGGUGUCCAAGUUCAAGCAAUUGCCAUAGGCGCCGUCCAUCUCUUUGUGUAUCGUCAAUCGAACACCUCCGGCAAACGAACAAUCCGCCACGCUGGCCAUAGACGCCGGCGGCGAUUUGAAGUGCGACGUUCGAAGGUGGCGGAGAACCAGACGGGGACGGGGAGGACACCAAUGGUAAGGGAUAUCAGCGAAACAACUCCACCGGCGUCGGAUGCGGUGUGGCAGCGACGUCGUAUCCUCGGACGGAGCGCUCUCAACGCUGACGGCGAAGUAGACCGGGAUCUAGGUAUUGGCAACGGCGCCGGAGAGUGGUGA